This is a messenger RNA of Syngnathus acus (greater pipefish), 2555 nucleotides long. RefSeq names its product casein kinase 1, epsilon (gene csnk1e). Gene Ontology annotation, cellular component: nucleus; cytoplasm. Gene Ontology annotation, biological process: endocytosis; signal transduction; peptidyl-serine phosphorylation. Lineage: Eukaryota; Metazoa; Chordata; Actinopteri; Syngnathiformes; Syngnathidae. The record is from RefSeq and is a predicted model, not a curated record. Gene Ontology annotation, molecular function: protein serine/threonine kinase activity; ATP binding.
CAACCUCCGAGGACAAACAAAAAUGAUAAAACACACGUCCCCAUUCGUAGUUUACAGUCCACUACAUCUUCAAAGUGCAUUAAGAGCGAAAUAAAACAUUUGACGUGCACUUUCUCCUUCAUUCAUACUCGAACGGAUGACGUCAUAGGCUGUUGGCGUAAAGUGGGAGGGUGUGUGUAUGAGGAAGACGAGUCGGAGGAAGAGGAAAGUAAGGGGGUUACUCGUGUCUUCUCCGUUCUCUUCCUCCCCACACGUCAAGAUCGUGACAGCGGGUGAAUCUUGCAAUCUUGCGUGGACGAUGAGCCGUGAGUGUAUGUCGCUACCCAGGGCCCCCGAGUGAGACCGAAGUAUCGGCCCAGACGACCGUCAGUUGGAGCAGUUAAGAAAGCCAUGGAGUUGCGAGUGGGAAACAAGUACCGCCUCGGGAGGAAGAUAGGGAGCGGUUCCUUUGGAGACAUUUACCUCGGUUCCAACCUCACCACGGGAGAGGAAGUGGCCAUCAAGCUGGAAUGCGUAAAGACCAAACAUCCGCAGCUUCACAUUGAGAGUAAAUUCUACAAGAUGAUGCAGGGAGGAGUGGGUAUCCCGUCCAUCAAGUGGUGUGGAGCUGAGGGCGAUUACAACGUGAUGGUCAUGGAGCUGCUGGGCCCCAGUUUGGAGGACCUGUUCAACUUCUGCUCCCGCAAGUUCAGCUUGAAAACCGUCCUGCUGCUGGCUGAUCAAAUGAUCAGCAGGAUCGAAUACAUCCACUUGAAGAACUUCAUCCACAGAGACGUGAAGCCCGACAACUUCCUGAUGGGGCUCGGCAAGAAGGGCAACCUCGUCUACAUCAUCGACUUUGGCCUGGCCAAGAAAUACCGUGACCCCCGAACGCACCAGCACAUUCCCUACCGAGAGAACAAAAACCUCACCGGCACCGCCCGCUACGCCUCCAUCAACACCCACGUGGGCAUUGAGCAAUCGAGGCGGGACGACCUGGAGUCGCUGGGCUAUGUCCUCAUGUACUUCAACUUGGGCUCGCUGCCUUGGCAGGGGCUUAAGGCCGCUACUAAGAGGCAGAAGUAUGAACGCAUCAGCGAGAAGAAAAUGUCCACUCCUAUCGAAGUGCUCUGCAAGGGCUACCCGUCUGUGUUUUCCACCUACUUGAACCUUUGCCGCUCCCUGUGCUUCGACGACAAGCCGGACUAUUCGUACCUGAGGCAGCUCUUCAGGAACCUUUUCCACAGACAGGGCUUCUCUUAUGACUACGUCUUUGACUGGAGCAUGCUCAAGUUUGGGGCCAGCAGGACGGCGGAAGAUGGAGACAAAGAACGUAAGGAGGAAAAAGAUGAAGAGGACCAUGCAGGAGAAGGCCAAAUCAGCGGAGGUCGAGCUUUGCCAUCCGGACCCAAACCUACGGCGGCCAACCGAGCCAAAAACGAACAAGACGUCAUCCAAUCCAAAGCGGUCACACGCGGCGUCCAGCAGUCGGGUAACCGCUCUCCUCAGGUGGGCCGGGCGGAACGGGUGGAGCGAGAGCGCAAAGUGGCCAUGAGGCUGCAUCGCGGUGCACCUGCCAACGUGUCCGCCGGUGACCUCUCCACACGCCUCGACCAAUCACGCAUCACUGCGUCGCAGGUCAGUGUGCCAUUUGAACAUUUGGCAAAGUGAAUUCUUCCCUGCUGGUCAGAAGCAGCAAGUGGUGGGAAUCAACUUCCCCUCGCUUUGAGUUGGAGGAGCAGGAAAGAGGAUGCGUUACUGGCGUCCAAACGGGAAGGUCAGCCUGCCAACUCUGGUGACCAGAAGGAGCGGAAGUAACGCUUCAAUGAUGGAAACCAGUCGGCCAGGAGAAAAAAAAAAAAAAAAACUUCAAUCAGACUUUUACUGUUUAUAGGGUGCAGUCUGAAUUGGGAAGUGACGUUAAAACCAAUUAUCACGUGUCAGACUCAGAGGCUCAACUCACAUGGUAUAUCCAGUUGCACAAACUUUCAGGUUUCUGUGGUUGAAUAAACUACAAUUGAAUGCUAAUGUUAAGGAGUUAAAUAAGCUGCAUAUUGAUGUCUUUCAUCUGAAGAUAGAACAACCGGCGUGACCGUCAAACAUGUCAUCGGUGUAUUUUGGCCUUUCUUCGAAAUAGUCGAAAAUGUUAUCAUUGUGUUUCAUCACACGGCUUUGCCUCUGAGUCCAAAAUAUAUAACAGGAGAAUGUGUUUUCUCUCUUAUGAGGUACUAAAAAUACGAAGGGGGGGGGGGAGCCUCAUUGAAUGAAUGUUAUUCUGAUUCCUUGUUCCAAUGUGUAAGUAAAACAAUCUUGCUGAUGUACAUGUCUGUUUUUUUUAAUGCAACUUGUACAAUGUGUACAGUAUGUUUUAUUUGGGCAGAAUGUAAAUGACAAUUGCCAAAAUGUACAAGAUGAAAAUGGCUAUCCCUAUAAUGUCAAACAAAAAUUAAAUUCAUUAUCAAGGCUGAUGUCUAGAUCUGGUGAUGUCAUGUGUGUUUCUUUAUUGUGCUUCAAAUUUGUUUCUCUGAUAAUUGUAUAUAAUUGUAGAAUCAAUAAAAGAAAUAUAUACAGGCUGA